GUCCGUUCAGGCGGGCUGUUUGAGAGCUCGGGGGGACCGACGUACCUCACGUUAAGCUUGUGUAACUAAAGUUUUAUAGUUUACGGAUAGUCCAGUUUACGGAUAGUUCACGAAAAGUGACACCUUAACUUUGUUAUCGUGCGUGUGGCGAUCGAAAGCCUUCACGCAGCUGGAGGGAGUAGUAGUGUUGAUUAGCCGUGUCAAUGCGGUUAUUGUUAGCUGACUAAAAAGCAAGCUAUGGACCGACCAUCUAGGAAGACAAAGACUGUGAAUUACUGUGAGACCAAGGACUUCGAUGAUGAUGAGGAUUUUGCCUGUGUGAAGGCCCCACCCAGCAAAAAGGUCAGGGAGGAUGUGAAACAAGAACAGAAGAAAUCAUUAAGCAAAUCCUCCAGUCAAGAGGCCACCUCACAAUCAAGCCAGAAGAACAGAAAGCCACUGGACGAAAAGCUGUAUGAGAGGGAUCUCGAAGCAGCCAUUACGCUUUCCACGCUCAAUAAUGCAGGUGAAGUGAGGGACCAGUCUCAUGUCAGUAGAGGAGAUGUCAAAUUUCCAGUAGAUGAAAACACAGAUCCAGCUUCUCUGCUCCUGUCCAACUGCAGUGUGGAUGGUGCAGUUAUGGGUUUGGACAAAAUCACAUCAGAGAAAGGGUCGCCUGCCCCUGCCAGGCAGAGAAAUGCUGCCUACAAAGCUACUGAGGAGCUGAAAAACAAGGAUGGUGAUGAUGAUGAUGACUAUCAACCCAAACUGACACCAGAUUCAGAAAGCGAUGAAGAUUUCAGUGAACCAUCUGAGAGCGAAGAUGACGAGUUCAAAGUAAAGAAAGCAAGCAAGACUAAAAAGAAAGAAAAAGCAACAAAGAGUGAAAAAAACAAACAGAUUCUUGCUUCUAAAAAAGAAAAGCAACCAUCAAAACCAUCAAAGCCUAAAUCGCAAGCAGCAGCUUCUACCCCAGUGACAACACCUCCAACGGCCAAACCUGCCUCUAAAAGACCUGCGUCAUCCUCCACAGUCUGCACAUCGAAGCCUGCAGCCUCCCUGAGCCCAGCAGCGGGAAGAAUACCCAAGUGGAACCCACCAGCUCAAAUUGGAAAAAGUCCCUCCACGUCCCAGAGUCCAGCAGUGAAGUCUCCGGGUCAGGGUCUGCGGCUCGGGCUCUCCCGCCUCGUUCGAGUCAAACCUUUGCACCCUAGUGUUGCAAGCCAUUGACUGAACUGACCUCAGAGGUCAGGUCAUGUUGUGUUUUUAAAGUUUUCAGUUAUUUUUACGCAGAGACUUCUAAAUAUUAAUUUCUCUUAGUGUGAUACAAAAUGCACAAUACUGAGAGGGUCUUCACCUUGAAGCUGAUGGAGCUUAAGGGUGUUCUCUUACCCCUGGAUGCUGUUUGAGGUUAAAUUCUAAAAGUGUGAGUUCAUGUCUGAGUUUUCUUUUUUUUUGGUCCUGAAUUGUUACCUGACAUGUUACCUCCACUCAAAGCACAUUUUUUGUAAAUCUUGUACAUACAUUUAAAUAAACAUAUAAAAACAGGUUACAUGCGUGUGCUAUCUUUCCACACUUGUUAACUUUUUUCCUAAAACUGCACACGAUCCAUAAUGAAAACACAUUUAGCCAAAAAUGGCUGACAGAGCGCCUCAUAACCUUUUACAUAAUUCUCUAGAAAUGCCAGUGCAUCAGUCGUGCAUCAUUACAAGUUAGUGCCACUGUAUUAUUUAUGGUUACAGCAAGCUGGAAUAUCUUUUGAAAAUCAAUGUCAUAUAUUUACGAUAGACAUUGCCUGCAUUGUGAUUGAAAUGUUGUUUGUAAUUCCUUAAUUUCAUUUGUGGUUAUUUUGUUUCACUAGAUGCAUAAAAAGAAAGUACUUUAUUGCUUUACAGGCUGCUGGAUCAGCAAACUUCCAAAACCUCUUCUUUUAUAGAGGUGCUUACAUUAAGUGCAUUUGAUUAGCAGCUCCUGGCUUCUACUUUCCCUCUUACUUACUUUGAAUAAAUAAGAGUGUACUACUGUAUGGUUUCACAUGACUGUUGUUCCCAAACUGUGUAUUUUAUCCUCAUC
Molecule: messenger RNA, 2052 nt
Organism: Neolamprologus brichardi
Lineage: Eukaryota; Metazoa; Chordata; Actinopteri; Cichliformes; Cichlidae
Gene: rad51ap1
Product: RAD51 associated protein 1
Biological process (GO): double-strand break repair via homologous recombination; interstrand cross-link repair
Molecular function (GO): double-stranded DNA binding; single-stranded DNA binding
Source: RefSeq, a predicted model, not a curated record